This is a messenger RNA of Triticum aestivum (bread wheat), 2478 nucleotides long. Its product is annotated as ATP-dependent zinc metalloprotease FTSH 4, mitochondrial. Gene Ontology annotation, molecular function: ATP hydrolysis activity; ATP-dependent peptidase activity; metalloendopeptidase activity. Gene Ontology annotation, biological process: proteolysis; protein import into chloroplast stroma. The record is from RefSeq and is a predicted model, not a curated record. Gene Ontology annotation, cellular component: chloroplast. The coding region runs from base 773 to 2290 and encodes 505 amino acids. The transcript has 5 exons. NCBI's taxonomy places the organism in Eukaryota, Viridiplantae, Streptophyta, Magnoliopsida, Poales, Poaceae.
UCCCGCCGUUUGUUUAGGCUUGGGGAUCUGUAAUGUGUAGUGUGUGGCAGGCUUGCGCCAGGCCUACUAGCUGAAAUACGGUCUGGGAUACAGCUAUCGGACGCCUAGGCGUAUCCUAUUCUGCCCAUACUACUUGCCUAUUCGCGUGCGUCCAGGAAGACUGGCCCAUGGGUGCUGGUUCGAAACGGCACAGGUGAAGGAAUCCCAUGCGAACCCAUCCUCUUGCCUUACCAUGUGGACCAGACCAGAGCUCUUGUUCCGGUGACGCACUCUCUUUCCCUCGCCCUCCUCCCCCCUCCCUCUCUUCUCGUCUGUGCGGUGGUUAUCGUCGGCAAACGCGCUCCCCGACCGAAGCGACGAACGGAGCGCUCGUCCUCUUCCACGCUGGCGGCCAAACCACCCGGAUCCAGCGUCAUCUUCCACUCCGGCAGCCGAAUCACCUCGAGUUUGCGGAACACCGGAUCUGCUCAGGAGUAGGGUUUCAUUGAGACUUUGAGAGCUAACCUGCCAAUCGAGAGGCAUAUGCAAGUAAGGUUUACACCUGGGUGAUUUUGAUCAAUUUGGCGAAGCUCUGUACAAAGCUGGUGCAUAUCGAAGGGCCACAGGUGUACAACCCGCCCCCAAAGAGGUCAUUUGCCGAAGGCUCCAAGGAAAUUGCCGAAAUGCUGCUGCGACGCAUCGACCGACAAACACGGUUAAAAGGGAGGAAAGCGCGGCUCCUUUCGGAGCACCUGCUGCUGCGGAUGCAACCACUACAGGUGCAGGUGCUGGUAUGCUUACAAAUCGACAGGAUUUGCACCCAUCAGGAUUUGUUGCCAAACUUAGGAAGCAGCUUUCGCGUACCUUCUUGGCUUGUGGCUUUGAUGGUUCGAAAAAAGAGGUGAAGGAUUCUACUAGCACAACAAAGUUAAGUGAUGUCAAGGGAGUGGAUGACGCGAAAGCCGAGCUCGAGGACGUACUGCUGUGCCUGCGGGACCCCAAGCGUUUCGCACACCUCGGCGGCAAGCUUCCAAGAGGUGUCGUGCUAGUCGGCGGGCCUGGCGUGGGGAAGACAAUGCUGGCAAGGGCGAUGGCCGGGGAAGCCGGCGUCCCGUUCUUCACGUGCAGAGGCAGCGAAUUCGAGGAGAAGCAUGUGGGUGCUGGGGCUAAAAGGGUGAGGGAGCUCUUCACUACAGCAAAGAAGCGAUCUCCUUGCAUAGUGUUCGUCGAUGAGAUUGAUGCCAUUGCUGGGAGCAGGAGCUCGCAAGAUUCAAAGUCGCACAGACACACCGUUAAUCAGCUGCUCGUCGAGCUAGAUGGCUUGGAGCGGAAUGACGGGUUGAUCGUGGUCGCGGCGACCAACAACCUCGAGUCACUGGAUCAAGCCCUUGUUAGGUCUGGGCGUUUCGACCGUCACAUUCAGAUUCAUUAUCCAAAUGUUGAGGGCCGACGGCAGAUCCUUGAGGCUCAUAUGUCAAAGGUGUUGAAAACCAAGGAUGUGGAUCUUCUGACCAUCGCGAAGAGGACAUCUGGGUUGUCAGGUGCAAACCUGGCAACCCUGGUGAACGACGCCGUUCUCAAGGCUGUUAAGGACGGGGCAGAAGCUGUUGCGACGCAUCACCUGGAGUAUGCCACAGACAGGAUUCUAGUGGACGGUGAGCGCAGAUCAGUGGCGAUGCCUGAUAACUGCAAGAGGAUGACCACGUACCAUGAGGCAGGGCAUGCCAUCGUUGCUAUCCACACGGAUGGCGCUGAUCCCGUCCACAAGGCUACCAUUGUUUCCAGGGGUGAUUUUCUUGGCAUGGUGUGGCAGCUGCCGGAGGAGGGCGAUGAGUAUAUAUUCUCAAGGAAAAAGAUGCAGGCAGGACUGGAUGUCCUCAUGGGAGGCCGGGCGGCUGAGGAGGUUAUCUUUGGUGAGAGCGAGGUGAGCUCCCUCACCCUGACUGACCUGGGCGAGGCGACCCAGCUGGCGACGGACAUGGUUGCCAGGUAUGGCAUGAGCAAGCAGGUCGGCCCUGUCUCCUAUGACAACAACGACGGCAGUUGGAACGCCAAGACCAUGAGCUGGAACUCGACAACCAUGGUGGACCAGGAGGUGAAAGAGUUGUUGAGCAAGGCUUAUGAGAACGCAAAGACAAUCCUAGCGGCGCACAAGCGGGAGCUCCAUGCGCUCGUUGUCGCCCUCCUGGAGCACGAGACCCUGACCGGAGACCAGAUCACGGCGCUCCUGAAUGAAACUCUCGCCAACCGUGAAACCGGCAUCGAUUGGCCGCAAGAGGAAGAAGAAGUAAAUGAAUGGUCUAAUCGGUAGAAUCAGGAAACACGACCUUCUUCAUCCUAACACUUCGGAGACUAGACUAACAGUUUUUUCCUUGCAAUGAUUUUCUUCUUCUUUUGGUUCAUUAUUUGUUGCAUAUAACACAAAUGUGAAGAUUUACGUUCUGGAUUUCUCUGGCCUUUUCUCCUUUCCUACUAUAGAAUGUGAUUUGUUUUGGCAUA